AUGGCUUCUGCCGAUAUUUCCCACAUCGAUACAACCAGGAAUGUAAAGGGAUACGUUGGAACAGAGCAAGUUGCUGAUUGUUUCAAAGGCGUCGAUGGAAUUGUUAUCCCAACGGGCGUGCCACGAAAGCCUGGAAGGCCUCAAGAUGGUUUGUUCAACACCAAUGCUGGUAUCGUUCGCAAUUUGACUUUUACCAUUGCGGACAAUUGUCCAAAGGCUUUAAUUGUAAUUAUUACAAAUCAUGUGAACUCGUGUGUACCAAUUGCCGCAGAAGUUCUAAAAUCCAAAGGAAAGUACUAUCCCCGUCGUCUCUUCGCUGUUUCAACUUUGGAUAUUGUCCGUGGUCGAAAAUUCAUUUCUGAUUCAUGUAAAGUUGAUGUGAAUACCGUUGAUAUUCCGGUGAUCGGUGGAUAUUCUGGUGUUACAAUUAUUCCGGUGACAUCACAAUGCAAACUAAAAGUAUCGUUUUCGCAGCUCGACCUUGGGAAAAUCACAGUACAAAUCCAAGAAGCUGGCACAGAAGAUGUGAAGACUAAGGCUGGAGCGAGAAGAGGGCUGAAGCGAUUUUCGUCUGUCCCCGUUCCGCAGAACAGCGAGUGA
Messenger RNA from Hermetia illucens (black soldier fly), 600 nucleotides. Its product is annotated as malate dehydrogenase, mitochondrial-like. The coding region runs from base 1 to 600 and encodes 199 amino acids. Gene Ontology annotation, cellular component: mitochondrion; cytoplasm. Gene Ontology annotation, molecular function: L-malate dehydrogenase (NAD+) activity. The transcript has 2 exons. The record is from RefSeq and is a predicted model, not a curated record. Gene Ontology annotation, biological process: tricarboxylic acid cycle. NCBI's taxonomy places the organism in Eukaryota, Metazoa, Arthropoda, Insecta, Diptera, Stratiomyidae.